GCAGUGAGUCGACGCCUGUGCCUUCAUAGUCCAGAGAAUGCCCAAGUCCACAGCACCGAAAUGGAACUUGGGGAAACCACUGGCUCUCAUAUUCACAGUGGCUGUGAUCGUCGCGCUGUUUUCUCUACGCGGAUAUUCUCAGGAGAAAAAGAGUAAACGUCCCGGAGACAGAGUGAGAAACGAGCCAGUUAUCCGCAAACCGGAGGCUGAGGCGAGGCAUCCGGAUGAUGGUCAGGCACUGAUAACGUACAUCCGGCAACACCUCAUACGCCCGCCAGCGACGGCAGCAUACAACCUCACACAUCCGGAAAAAUCUCAUUUCACGCAAUACUCUCGCCAAAGUCAAAAUGCGUACGGCAUCUUCAAUGCAAAGCCCAAGGGCGUGUUCGUGGAGGCCCGCGCCCGGGACGGGGAGGAGGGGAGCCAUACCUUGUACUUCGAGAAGCACCUCUCCUGGACCGGCAUCCUCGUCGAGCCUGACCCUUCGCUCUUCGAGGCUCUCAUGUCGAAGAAUCGCCGGGCCUUUGCUGUUCAUGCUAAUCUCGCCACGUCUGAUGGAAGCCUUACGUCCAGGAACAAGAACCUCCCCCCUAAUCCCAGUCUCAACAGGUUAACGAGCAACAGUCUUCCGGGCCCACCAGUGCCCAGCGUCCCCCUUUUCUCUGUGUUGCAAGCCCUCAACACAACGCGCAUCGACUUCCUCUCACUCGACGUGGAGGGCGCGGAGCUCCAGGUUUUGCAGACGAUCCCAUGGGACAGAGUGAAGGUUCGCCUGAUGUGCGUGAAAGCAAAUCGUGUUCCAGGCGGACCCACGUUUCUUACGCAGUACAUGGAAGAGCAAGGGUACGCUUCUCUUGGCCUGACGGAGAAUGAUGUCUGGUUUGCCUUUUUGUGA
Penaeus indicus is the source of this 895-nucleotide messenger RNA. RefSeq lists its product as uncharacterized. The transcript is spliced from 6 exons. The coding region runs from base 38 to 895 and encodes 285 amino acids. The record is from RefSeq and is a predicted model, not a curated record. NCBI's taxonomy places the organism in Eukaryota, Metazoa, Arthropoda, Malacostraca, Decapoda, Penaeidae.